Messenger RNA from Fusarium musae, 1953 nucleotides. RefSeq lists its product as uncharacterized. The record is from RefSeq and is a predicted model, not a curated record. The transcript is spliced from 3 exons. Gene Ontology annotation, cellular component: chromatin. Bases 1 to 1953 code for a protein of 650 amino acids. Gene Ontology annotation, molecular function: DNA-binding transcription factor activity, RNA polymerase II-specific; RNA polymerase II cis-regulatory region sequence-specific DNA binding. Gene Ontology annotation, biological process: regulation of transcription by RNA polymerase II. NCBI's taxonomy places the organism in Eukaryota, Fungi, Ascomycota, Sordariomycetes, Hypocreales, Nectriaceae.
AUGCCGGAAGUCUAUAGACACCCUCGAGCAGUAACCGCAAGCAGCAGCUCGAACAUGGUUGGCUCAUGGCCAUCAGUGACAUCGACAUCUGCUCCUCAUCAGGCCUACAAUCCACCGCCAACCGUGAACAAUUCCUCAGACAACUACCCCAUCGGGUCAAACAACUAUGUACUCCAUACACUGCCAACGAACGAAAGCUUUGUAACAAGCUAUUCGGAACCACGAAACAUGUCCGACAUGUCUCUCAUAUCAUCCAUUCCUGAGGAAGCACCCCCUGAUCUAGGCUGGCCCGAAAGCUCAAUGUCUUCAUCAGCCCCUACAAGCACAUUCUCGACUCCCCCGGAUAACACCAGGCGCUCACAGUUCUCCGUGCCAACAACGAACGGGUCUUGGAUGACUGCGACUCCAACUUACCCAACUACUGCAAAUGACAUCACUGCCAGUCUGGACAGCAACACAUACCCUGGCUCGUAUUCAUAUACCGACACUCCGCCACAAGCAUAUCCUUCUGUCUUUGGCGAUAUGGAUCUUGCAUUACCUGGAUACUCCGAAGGCCCUUCUUUCAGCACUACCAACCAGAUCCCUAUUCCUACAGUUCGUAGCAUGUCCCCCUCGUUAGCUGUCGCUCAAUCUGAGACUUUAGUAGCUGUCCCCUCGCUGCCAGCAUCAGAUGGAGUUUUCGGAUUGGGGGCAUGUAGCUCUGGGCCUUCGGAUGGUAGCUUAUUGAGUACUCCUGAUCUGAUGCCCCUAUCUCUCUCUACAGCAACGAGAGACUCAAUUCCGACAUAUUUAGAAACCUACUGGGAGCAUGUCCAUCCCAAGAACCCCAUCAUACAUAAGCACACUUACGAGGAUGUACCCGAGGAGGAGACAGAGCAUGUACAUGUGCUCCAAUGCGCCAUGGCUGCUCUGGCGACACAAUAUAUCCCUAAUGCAGACGACCGCAUGAAGGGAGCACAGCUUCAUGCAUACGCCUGGCAAAAGUCAAAAGUGGUUUUUAAUCGUCACCAUGAAUCUUCUUCUGGCUCUUCGACCCAAGGUCAGUCGGCUUGGAAGAUCUGGGUUGCUGCAGAAACUCAACGACGACUGCUGGCUGCCUGCUUCCUCCUGGAUGUCCACAGUUCACGGUAUCAUCAACGACCGUAUGUUGCCGCCAUUGGCCUGGACUACACUGCUCCGGACGCUCUUCCUAUUCCACUCACAGCAACAACAACAAAAUCUUGGGAAGCACAUGAUCCUCAAACAUGGACACGACUACGGACAAGAAAGGACCCGAAAACCAUCUCAAGCAUCAACAUCAGGACACUCUCUGCCACUGAUGUAGCAUCUCUGCCUGCCUUUGACGCGGCAAUCUUGCUUGCAGCAUGUUCAUUAUUUAUUUCGCGUCGUCAGAACCCAGCACACGUUGGCCUGAUGGAUGGUGCACUGAACUUUGAGUCGGAGAGAAUGCUUAUGUUAGGAGUAUUUCCUGACUCGGCAGUUGCCAGCACCUACCUAGCCCUUCACUACACACCUCUUUACUACCUAUUAUCAGUAUCUGGGCAGAGCUGGGUCUUCAACAAGAAGGUGACAGACUUCAAUGUCUUUGUGGAACACCAGAAGUUACUAGGCGAAUGGUGCAAAUCUAGCACAGCUGCGAUUGCCACGGUUUUUGCUGCCCGUGCUUUGAACAUGUUCCUUAAGCUCAAGGCUUCAUCCGAUCGGGAAGAAGACAGAAAAGGAAAAUUCAGCCAGCAACAAGCAGUACAUUGGACAGAUAUUUCGGACUACUGGGGUGCUUACGUUUGCUCGUUGAUCUGUUGGGCCUUUGGUAUUGAGGAUAAACAGGACAGGGAUAAUACCAAAAAUUUGCCAAAAGCUCCAAAGCAGUGGAUCUUGACAGUUGCAGAUCUGGAGCCGUCUGAGUUGCAAGCUCAGAAUCACCGCAAUGGGGCUCAAAAGGUUAUGCCGUGA